Caenorhabditis angaria is the source of this 6080-nucleotide messenger RNA. Lineage: Eukaryota; Metazoa; Nematoda; Chromadorea; Rhabditida; Rhabditidae. The record is from the annotation of a GenBank genome assembly.
AUGAAUGAUGCAAUAGCUUCAUCUAGUGAAGAUGCAGUGCCUUCAAUUUCUUCACGAAAUCAACGGUCAAGGUAAUUAUUCCUUUUAAAUUCAAGGAUCUAAAUAGAUAUUUCAACUUUUAUUGUUUAGGAGACGUGGAUUUUCCUCCUCGUUGUCCACAUUUUCCCACGGAAGAUCCAAUUUUUCAUCUGGAACUCUUCCAAAUCGAAAAGAUGAAGUGAUGCCUGUAAAUACAUUAUCAACCGGACAUUCGUCCAAAAUUCUUGUUCGAUCGUAUAGAUUGGAUAGAAGUAGAAAAACACAGAAGUCGAUUUUGAUGCCAAUCGGAAGAAUACAUAAUUUGUCUGAAACGGCGUGCGGAUCGGAGAAUGAGAAUUCUCAAGAUAUUGUAUCGUCUUGUUCGACAACAAAUCAUGCGGAUGUUGAAGAAGGCGAUAUUACGAGUAAUGAACAUAUUGGUUAGUUUUCGAAAAGUUCCCUAGUUUAUAUAUGAACCUAUCCCUUUUCCAGGUUCUCAAGUUGAAUCGUCUUCACCGCCUGGCGAAUCUCCAUUUCCAUCUGUCCAUAGUUCUUAUGUUGAUCGUUUCACAUAUCCAACAAAUCGAAUGUAUUGGAAUGAUUCGAUCUUUCAAUUCAAACAACAGCAGCAACACCAUCAACAUCAACAAAAAAUAUAUGGAAGUACGGCAAAAAGAUUCUCGCUUCCAUCAACACAUAUUUUGUAUGAACGAAAUCGACAUCGCGAUUGCUCAAAUAUUGCUGAACAAGAAAAAGUGACGGAAAUGUUGAGAGCUAAAGCAGCAGAGAAUAAAUUGGUUGCGGAAGAUGAAGCUGAAAUUGAGGAAUAUACAAUAGAUCGAAAUAUUAUGUGAGUUUUGUAUUUUGGCUAGAUUUUACAACAUUUUUCUAUUUUUUUUCAGAGAUAAAGAGCUGAAAAUACGAAUAACCGGUCCUUUGGACAACGAAACAUUCGGCUAUCUUAACUCGGAUAUCGAUUAUAUGAAAGAUUUUUUCGCGAAUUUACUCAAAGAAUCAUCGGUGGAUCAAUUGACUUGGGAAAAAACUGGAAAUGUUCCGAGAGCAACUUAUGAAGAGCAAGCAUAUUCGAUUGAAGCCAAUAUUACAUUACGAGAAGAUCUUGGAUUUGUUGAUUUGUGAGUUGAUAAUUUUAUUGUCUAGAAAAAAUGAGACAGGAAAUUUUAAAAUCAGUGAUUUCUCAGGCAAGACAUGUUCAUCAAUUUCCUCGAAGAAUCAUCAAAACGGCUUCAAUGUAUGCUCCACGAUCAACCGUUUUUCGAAAUUCCGAAAUUUUCGAAUAUUUUCCCCAGAAUUUUGUAAGUCCUAUGUCAUUUUCAUUUGUCAUUAUUUUUUUACAGUCCUCAACAUUCGGAUGUUCCUUUAUCAACAAUUGCAAUCGGAAAUUGCCCAAAUCAAGGUGUUUUUCUUGUUCGAGGAGAUUAUAUAGCAAAUGAAAAUGCGAUUUGUAGUCUGUAAGUUUUUUUGCUCUGAAAAUAGUAUUUACUUCAUGAUAUUUUCUAGAAAUUUAUAUCCGCCAAACUCAACGGAUGUUUCAAGAGAAAGUCAUGCAUUCAAAGUAUCCGGAACUAAUCAAUCUUUAUCAUUUGCGAAAUUUGAGCACGACAAGCGACAAUUAAUGUUGUAUUUCGGAAUUCGACUUCCUGAUGUACCUCAAGAUGGAUUGGAAUAUGCUGGAUAUCGAUUGAAUCUUUAUUAUAAUUCAUUUGUUCGAAUUGUUGUUGAUUUAUCACAAGAGAAAACGAAUAGUUUUUAUAUUCAAUUGAAACAUCCUCCGCAGGUAAUCUCAUCUUUCUCAGAAAUAAUUUUCUAAUAAUUAUUCAUUUUCAAGUUAUGGGAAGCGAUUCCGAAAUCAUCAGUAUAUCAUCCAUCAAAAGCUCGUGUAUUGAACAUGGAAACGUGUACAGAUUGGGUUCGUGUUUUGAGUUGGCCUGGAGAUGCGGAUAAACGUGGAAUUGGAUGCUCUGAAGAAGCUUUUGCUCAAAGUUGUUGGAUUCGAAUUGUUUUUCGAAAAGAUUCGGAAAGUGGAUUUGUAAGUUUUUUUAAUUUUAAUUUUUUUUAAUCAACAAAAUGUUCUAGAAUGUGUCGCAUCAAUUUAUGGAAAUUGCCAGUCGAUUAUCAGCUAGAAGUUCAGCCAAACUUCAAUUUGGUUCAAUAUUUUCAAUUCGACGCAAACUUACACCAACUCCUCCGAUUUGCUCAUUGGGUUCAUUUCGAGCCGAUUAUUCAUUACAGGCAUUAAUAACAAGAGGAAGUGUUGUAACAGAUCAACUGUUUGAUUGGGCUUCUACCCAAUUUCCAAGUGUUAAAGGAGAGCCAAUUGAAUUAGAAAAAGAGCCAAUGUUUUUGAAAAUUGUGCGAAGAAGUAUGAAAGAAUGUUCGAGAGCUUGUGAAGAAACAUUGGAACAAUUAUUGAAUUCAAUUGAUGAACGAAGAGUUAUUGAUUUACUUGAUGCCUUUUACACACUUUUCAAGGUAAAAUAUAAUUCUCUGGCGAAUUUUUAAAUCAAUUUUCAGUCGAGACGAGAUCAAUACGAACGUUUAUUGAGUGGCGAACGUAUUCAAGACAUUGGACUUUCAAAACCUCUUCCUAAAAAUUGCGUAGCAGUUCCGAAAGUUAUUGUUUGCCCAACUCGUGUUCUUCUAAUGGCUCCAGAAGUUAUGAUGAUUAAUCGAGUUGUUCGAAAAUUUGGACCGGAUUAUGCUCUUCGAUGUGUUUUUCGAGAUGAUAAUGGAGGUCGAUUGGUGCUUCGUGAUUUUUCGCUUGGAAAUAUUGAUCGUGAGUUUUUUUAUAGAAAGCAUUCAUAAACUAAAUAGGUUCCCCUAGCCAUCUUUUUUUUUUUAAUUUUUAACAGUGUUAAAAAAUAAAUUUGAGUUGAAAUAAUUUUUAACAUUGUUAAAAAAAAUAAAUUUGAGUUGAAAUAAUUUUUAACAUUGUUAAAAAAAAUAAAUGUGAGUUGAAAUAAUUUUUAAGUUUUUUUAUCGGAAACAUUCAUAAACUAAAUAGGUUCCCCUAGCCAUCUUUUUCAGUUAGCUUUGAAAAAUUUCCAAAGUUAAACCCUUUUUUCCAGAUAUUUCAAAUAUUUUCUCUGAAACCAUCUAUAAUACACUGAAAUAUGGAAUAUUUAUUGCUGAUCGAGUUUAUAGUUUUCUUGGCUGGAGUAAUUCACAAAUGCGUGAUCAAGGAUGUUAUUUAUAUGCCCCGAAAAUUGAUCCAAAUACUGGAAAAAUGUCAGGAACUGUUGAAGAAAUCAGAGAAUGGAUGGGUGAUUUUCGAGAAGCAAUAAGUGUUCCAAAAAUGAUGAGUCGAAUGGGACAAUGUUUUACACAAGCACAACCAACUGUAAAAUUGAUGAAAAAACAUUGGAUUGUUGAAUAUGAUAUUGAAGGAGGAUAUAAUAAUAAAUAUUGUUUUUCUGAUGGAUGUGGAAGAAUAUCAUUCAAAUUAGCGCAAAAAAUCACAAAAAUGUUGAAUUUGAAAGAAGUUCCUGCGUGUUUUCAAGUGCGAUUCAAAGGAUUCAAGGGAAUUGUUGUGAUUGAUCCAAUGAUUGAUGAGAUAAUUGAUAUGCCAAAAAUCAUAUUUCGAAAAAGUCAACGGAAAUUUUUGGAUGGAUCUGGUGGAAUGACGCCGGAUUAUUUGGAAGUUGUCAAAUAUGCAAUGCCUUCACCAGUUUGUUUAAAUCGACCAUUUAUUACAAUUCUUGAUCAAGUAUCGGAAAAACAAUCGGCUUUGUUGCAUCAGAAAAUUGUUGCAAGAGUUCAUUAUUAUUUGGAAAGAGAAUUGUCGCUUUUAAGCAGUUAGUUGGCCAUUUUUACAGGGGAAUUCCAUAACAAUUCAGUUUUAUGGAUUUUUAAAAAUUCGAUACUGUAGACACGUUUUUGGAGCAUUUUAGUUUUUGCCGGGUUUCCGAAAAAAUGUAAUUCAGAUUUCCUCAAUGAUAUUUUUGCAGAUAUGUUGGUAAAUGAAAAAUGUGCGGCCGAAGAACUAAUGAAUAGAUCAAAUCUACCAAUCGAUUGGAUUCAUGCAAGUGCAUCUUGUGGUUUCCAAUUAACAACAGAUCCUUUUAUCCGAAAUAUGAUUGUAUCAAUUUAUCGCUAUAAUAUUAUUCAUCAUAUUUCAAAAGCCAAAAUAUUUCUACCCGGAAAUAUGGGAAGAUCAAUGUAUGGUGUUGUUGAUGAAACUGGUUUACUUCAACAUGGUCAAGUAUUUAUACAAUAUUCACCUUCGCUACGACAAACUAGUAAGAAACCAAUUUUACUUAGCGGCAAAGUUUUGAUCACAAAAAAUCCGUGUCAUGUUCCUGGAGAUGUUCGAGUUUUCGAUGCAGUUUAUCAGCCAUCACUUGCACAUCUUGUUGAUGUUGUUGUGUUUCCACAACACGGACCACGUCCACACCCAGAUGAAAUGGCUGGAUCCGAUUUGGAUGGAGAUGAAUAUUCGGUGAUUUGGGAUCAAGAGAUGUUGUUGAAUUACAAUGAAAAGGCUAUGAUAUUUCCGAGUAGUAGUGCAAUUGAAGAAGAUAAAGAACCAACGACUGAUGAUAUGGUUGAAUUUUUCCUGAAAUAUUUACAACAGGAUUCGAUUGGUAGAAUGAGUAACGCGCAUUUGGCAUUUGCUGAUUAUAAUGGACUUUUUCAGUGAGUAACAACUAUUUUUUUUUUAUUUUUGAAGUUAAUUUUUAAUUUUUGAAGUGAACAUUGUCAUUCAAUUGCAUUGAAGUGCUCAGUUGCUGUUGAUUUUCCGAAAAGUGGAGUGCCAGCAGAACCAUUGGCAAGUUAUGAACAAUGUGAUGUGACACCUGAUUAUAUGAUGUCUGGUGGAAAACCAAUGUAUUACAGUACUCGAUUGAAUGGUCAAUUAUAUCGGUUAGUGAAAUUUGGGAUUUUUUAAAUUAAAAUUUGGGUCUCAAGGCGUGUUUUGGCCAAACUUGGAGUUUUUCCAAUGAAUAUUUUUUUCUUCAGAAAAGCUCGAAAAGUUGAAGAAAUAUUGGAAGAAUAUGAAAGGCGUGGAAGUAUUUUCGAAGGAGAUUAUGAUAAAAUAUUGUGUCCAGAUGAUAUUGAUGUAUUUCAUGGAAAUGAAAAAUCACUUUGGGCUGCAGUUUCUAUCAGAGAUGAUUAUUCGAGAAGAAUUCAGGUAUACUCUACAAAGUAGUUUGUUAUUAUUUUUCAAAAAUAUUUUAUUACAGCAAUUAUUGGAUGAAUAUGGAAUUGAAGAUGAAGCAUCAAUUGUUAGUGGACAUGCAGCAAUUAUAAAAAGAUUGGCCGGAAUGGAAAAAGAUGAUUAUUCAUUUUAUCAUACGGAUAAAGUUGUUGAAUUGAGAUAUGAAAAAUUGUUUGCCACAUUUCGCUAUAAGUUUUUCGAAGAAUUUGGUGGAGAAGAUGAACACACGGUGACGGAAAAUCGAAAGAGAUAUGUGAGAUGUACGACUGCGAUGCACGAGAAAAUACGACAGUGGUAUUAUGUUUCGUAUGUUAUGCCGAGGAAAAAUAAAAGUGGAUCGAAAGUUGGACAAAGUUUACCAUGGGUUGUUUGGGAGGUUUUGUGUGAUUUGAGACGGAAAUUGGUGAGUUAAAGAAGUGUACCGCUGGUCAGAAUUGUUUUCGGAAUUUUGUCCUGUCCUUGACCUCCGGAAUAUCCAACAGUUCCGGCAGAAUUUGAGUGAAUACAGUAUUUCCGAACUGCAAAUAGAUACAGUAUAUCUCUGCCUGAAUUCUUUCAAAAUACAUAAAUUUUUGAAAUGCAAAAAAAUUAUAUUAGUUACAGUAUCCCCGAAGUAGAUUAUCGGGAUUUGCAAAUUAGGAAAAAAAAUUGGAAAAUUGGAUUUUCCGAAAAUUAUUCUGACCAGCCCUUUUUCUUUUUUUUUUCGAAAUGUUCAUUUUUCCAGAUUCUUGAUAAAGAUCAACCAAUAAUUAGUAUCAAAUAUCCAAUUGCAAAUCGAUUUGUCGAAGAAAUUCAGAAUUCAAUUGUUCAAAAACCAAACGAAUUCGAAAAAUUCAAAAUUCGAGUGCAAACGGACAAAAAAGCAUAUGCAAUAAAAAGGUAA